Messenger RNA from Mesocricetus auratus (golden hamster), 1205 nucleotides. It is a transcript of the gene Smim4, whose product is annotated as small integral membrane protein 4. Lineage: Eukaryota; Metazoa; Chordata; Mammalia; Rodentia; Cricetidae. The record is from RefSeq and is a predicted model, not a curated record. The transcript has 4 exons. The coding region runs from base 169 to 597 and encodes 142 amino acids.
GCCGACCACGCACGCUCCGGUCUGUCAGCUGCUGCGCCCGGACUCUCGCGGCCUGGCCGGGUCUCUCAGUCCGCGGGACACGGCCCGGAGCCUCCGGACUGCUCCUGACUCCUCCAGGAGUAACAGUCCGCCCCGGUCCCGCCCGCACCCCGCCUCGAGGCCUCGGCCAUGUUCUCCAGGGCCCAGGUGAGGCGAGCUCUGCAGUGGGUGCCCGGGAAGCAGCGAUUCGGCAUCUACAGGUUCCUGCCCUUCUUUUUUGUCCUGGGAGGGACGAUGGAGUGGAUCAUGAUCAAAGUGCGCGUGGGCCAGGAGACCUUCUAUGACGUCUACCGUAGAAAAGCUUCAGAAAGACAGUAUCAGAGAAGGCUGGAAGAUACAUCAGAGACCGAUCUCCAUAAGAUAAUAAAUAACCUGCUCUUCAGUUUUGAAACCUGUGUUUUGUUUCUGCCCAUGCUGCCAAUCCUGAGGACACGACUUGGAGACUCCCCAAACUGGCUGUAUCACAGAUCUGCAGGGCAGCACCAACAAAUCAGCAACCUCCUCCACUUCCUGUUUACAAGUACCAGGCCUGGGGUAGCCACUGAGAAUGUGAGCUGAGAGGACAGAUAAGUCUCUUGAAGCUCAGAGCCAGGCCAGCUGUGCAUGGGCACGCAGUUCUGUCUCCCUGACUACUACUGGGUGUUCUGUGCUCUCUUCCAGUGCAGUUCAGACUCUGGAGGCAAAAGAAGCGAGGGUAACAAUGCCCCGCACCCACCAAAACACAGCUGCUGUCUCGGGGUGUGUACUUGCCUAAAGCAGGGCUUCUAUCAAGUGCUAUAUACAUUUACAAGGUGUCAACGCCAACAAGGUUUUACCGAUUGACUCAGAGAAACCUUGUGCCAAGGUAUGAGGGCACGAUUUAGGACCAAGUUCAUUUGCCAUGUAAGAAAAAUUAUUUUCCGAUUGACCCCUGGUGCCACAGCCUCUCACAUGAGCCACCACAUCCAGAGUAGAGCAUGAGUGCCGCAAACAUUUCUCCCCUUUGGGGCAUUUUGUAAACAUCUCUGGUAGAGCUUUGGCCAUUCUCUAGGGAUGCACAGAGUGUGGCCAAGCUGCAGGGGUGGUGUGCAUGCCUGUUGUCCCUGCACUUGGGUGGGUGGUCAGGCAGUAGAAUCCUGAGUUCCAGGCCAGCUUUGGCUACAUAGCCAGAUGCUAUCUCAAAAAAA